AUGGCGGAGUUUCCUUGUGCGAUUGAGAGAACGGCUGCUUCUUCUCUUCUCCUGCUUUCCUAUGGACCAGUGUUCUUCUCACCUACGAGGUCGGGAUCUGUAGAGGAAUCGAGCUAUGUGAGCAAGUGGUGUGACGAAGGAAGCUCGAAUUUGAGCUUGAUUUUGGGAUCUACCGGAUCGAGAUCGUGCGCCUCGGCUGUGUCCAGCGAUGGUUCGUUUGGGAAGAGUAACGAUAGCGGAUUCAAAAUCAACUAUUCUGGAGAUCCGUUUCAUCUGGUGAAUUUCAAGACACCAAGAAAACGCCGUUCUCAGGUCAUCUGUGAAUCUUUCAAUUCGAAGCCAACACAAGUGAAGAUGAAUUCCGCGUGUGAUCUCUCCACAUGCUCCGUUGAUUCGAAAGAUGAGUCGUCAUGCUUGUCAACUGGUUCAAGCGAGGUUUCCAGCAUUCAGAGCAGAGCCAAACUCAGAAAUCAGACGAAGAAGAAGAAAGAAUAUAGCACUGGCAGGUCGAUUUCUAUACGCCGUAGAGCAAAAGACAUCUUGGAGUUUCUUUCCUCAGCUUCUUCUUCUGAAGUUCAUAUCCGUCAGAUUCUCGGAGACAGCCCUGAUACCAGCAAAGCUCUCAGAAUGUUGUUGAAGAUGGAAGAAGUGAAGAGGUUUGGCACAGGAGGACGACUUGAUCCCUAUAUUUACAAGGUUCCUUUGCCUCGUUCUUUUCUGUAG
Messenger RNA from Microthlaspi erraticum, 723 nucleotides. The record is from the annotation of a GenBank genome assembly. Lineage: Eukaryota; Viridiplantae; Streptophyta; Magnoliopsida; Brassicales; Brassicaceae.